Messenger RNA from Pteronotus mesoamericanus, 972 nucleotides. RefSeq names its product chromosome unknown C8orf48 homolog (gene CUNH8orf48). The record is from RefSeq and is a predicted model, not a curated record. Bases 1 to 864 code for a protein of 287 amino acids. The transcript has a single exon. NCBI's taxonomy places the organism in Eukaryota, Metazoa, Chordata, Mammalia, Chiroptera, Mormoopidae.
AUGGCCACCCACCUAGAAGCUGGGGAUUCAGAGGAGCAAGUUGAGUUGGCCCCAACGGACAUCAGCGCUAUGACCGACCUUUCCAAUGAGACCAUCCAGUCCUUCACUGAUGAGGUACAGAGUUCCGGUUCAUUCAGUUCCUCCGGAGGACUGCAGCCCUGGUCCCAGGACUCGGGGAGCAAGCCUCAGAGUGGAAGGUCGAUUACAUGCUUGGAAUAUCAAGAUAAACCAUCUGAGCUUUCAGAAAGGAGGUUUAGUUGGAAAAGGAUCAACCAGCUCAAGGGCAAAGAAACUAACUCUGGACGGUACCCACCAGACACUAAACUUCAAACAGAAAUCCCUCUGGUAUCUGAUGAACAAUUGAAUGCCCUGCAGUCUUUUUGCACCAGUAAGAUAAACCUGAUCCAUCACAGAGCUACCUCUAAGGAGAAAAAGAGCAGCAAACGUGAAAAGCUGCCACAUAGAUUGGAUGCAGAGGCUUCAGAGAUAGAUGCCUUAAGCUGUACUGUCCCUGAUGAGCUUAUGAACAGAAUCUCUUUAAAAAACGUGAUGGCAACACUAAAGCAGGUGGCAACAGCUAAGCAACACAUUUCUUCCAGGUGCCCCGAUUGUAACAGAAAAAGAGCAGAGCUGGCUCAAUCUGCCUUCCUGAAACGAAGGAAGACUUUACUGGAGUCGUUUCUACUCCAAGAGAAAAUGGAUGAACAUCUUCAUACCAAAGACCUUCUUACCCUUAUUGGAGAAGCACAUCAGGGCCUUCCCAGGCUCUCAGAUGACCCCAGAAUGAUCUGGAAAAGGCUAAAGGAGAAAAGUCAGAAGAGACACUCUGGAUUUGAAAGCUCACAUACAGAGAAGAAGAUGUAGCAGAAUGGAAACAGUGCUUGGCAUUCACCUUUUGCUCUAUUACUUCUCAAACCACUUACUGUAACUGCGCAGGAGAUGCUGUUUUUGAAUGAUAAUAUCUAAUAUGGA